GCGGGGAGCCGCCGGAGGCAGGGCCAGGGAAACCUGCUGCCGGGCUGAACCGCUGGAGCCGGCACGGAGCAGCGAAGGGAUGGACGUGGUAGUACCAUGAUAGUGACUGUCACAGCCAGUGCCAGGGAGAGUCCUGACCAAAACCCCUGUUUUGCAGGAGUCCACCUUGCCUGUGGCACACUGAGACAUGAAGGUGUGACUGAUUUCAGAGCCCUCCGAGCAAAAUUUCAAAAUGACUCCAACUUUGCCAAGAAGCUGAUGCAGCCAUACAAGAAGCCUCCUGCUGAAAUCCCUCCCAAGCCAGGCUCUGGAGGUAACUCUGUGUCCAGCCCUCUGCCCCUGAGUAAGAGAGAAGCGAUAAUACUAAAUGCCAAGGACGAACCUGCCCAUCCUGCUGCCCAGCCCUCAGUGCUCGCCCAAUGCAACCCCUUGGCAUGGCCUCGAGCCAAGCUGGGUUGUGUGGAGCCGACAGGGCACAACAAAGAGCACAAAGGCAAUGUCUCGGAGAAAGGGCUGAGUUCUCAAAAGAAUAGUCCAGAGAAGCCACCGCCAUCCUAUUGCACUGAUCAGCAAGAAUCAACCCAAACAGCUCCAGAGGGCUCUCCUCUCUCAAAUUCUUUCCACCAUGCCCUACAGAUCUGGGAAAGUACUUUAUCCGGCAGCAGGAAAGCAAGUGCAAUGCUCCCAACGCAACGGGCAGCAAACUUGUACGUACACCCCUGCCCAGAGCAGAGGGUAACGUGUGCUCCAGCUGCAUCAGGCAGCAGCAGGAUGCGACCGUCUGGAAGUGAGCCCGUGAUGGACUUGCCUGCCCAGAAGAAGGGCACCCUGCACAGCAGCAGGCCAGCUCUUCCCCCGGCUCGCAGAGGACACAGGAACUCUGAUGAAGCAGGUGCUGCGAGUACAGUGGCAACUGCAUUCUGCCAGCCAGCACUAAGAGAGCAACCUCGGCACCAGAAAGAAUCAGAGACUCCCAUCUGCCAGCCUGGAGCAGGAAAAUGCUCUCACAUCCCUGUGAGCAAGUGGCCAAGAAUUAAACCUCUCCCUUCAGCUGAAUCCCUGGGUCCUGCCCCUGGGAAGCCUGCAAGACCCCCGAAGUUUGAUCUCAGUGCUUUCCGAAGCACCAUGCCUUCAGUCUACAGGAGAAAUGAAAUAACUGCUGACGAAGAGGAUUACUUGACCUUUGAAAGUGCUCAACCUGAAGAGCAGUAUAAUUAUGAAGAAACCCCAACGUACCUGAAUCAGUCUGGGGACACCACAACCUUCUGUGUCAUUGAAGGUACUUUGCAAGCACCUACGGCAGAGCCUCAAGAACACAAGAAACAGAAGACACUUCUCUUUGCCAAAUCCAGUCCUGGAAGAGCUAUAAUAAGGGAUGAAAAAGAGGAAAAACCAAGCCUUGAAAGAGAGAAACAGGAAGCAAAGAAAAUUUUCAAGACAGUUGGAAAUGAAUACAUAUCUUCCAUUAUCCAAAAGAAGGAAGAUGGUAGAGGUGGGAUGAAGGCACUGCAAGUGAAGCAGGAUGUGACCGGUACCCAGACUGCAAAGCAUCCUACCCCACAAAGGCUGGUAAAAGACAGAGCGGAGUUCUUGCACUGCAUGUAUGUUGGUGCUCCAAAGCCAGAGGUAGAAAGAACAGCCUUGAACCAAAACACCUGGCAGCCUCUGCAAGCACUGGAGGAUAUAUAUGAUGAUGUUGAAGAAAUGCAAGGUAGACUCAGCCACAUGUCAGAUGCCUCAAGUCUGUCUGAUUCAGCCAGCAUUUCAGGAAGCAGCUACAAAGAAACAUACGAAGAUGUUGAGAUUGGGGGUGAUAAUUCAGCAAAAAGGCAAACAGAAAAACAGAGAUUUGGAAACUUAAGUAUAGAAAAGUUGAAGCUGAAGAAUACCAGGUUCAAGGAAAACUUAAGAUUGUUUUCCAUUUCAGUACCAAACUUAGCGGCUGUUUCCCAGGAGGACAUGGUGUAUGAUGAUGUUGAAGUGGGGCCGAGAGAGCCAAGAGAGAAGAAGUACAAAAACUGGAUGCCAAAGUUUCUGAUGGUGAGAGAGGAUAAGGACCAAAGGAAAAGCAGCAACAAUGUGGAAAGAAAUAUUUUCAAAGUCAAGAAAAGCAAUGCAGAAAAAAGCAAGAAGAUGGAAAAAGAAGAGAAAUUUUUUAGGGAAACAUUUAUGUAUGACAAAGAGAUCAGUGUCAUCAACACAGCCACUGCUGAGUGCUCGGUUGCCAGUAAGAGGAGAGUUGAUCUCCCAGUCACAGCUGGAGAACAGCUGGACGUUAUUGAUGUCACGGAGGGCAAUGCAGUGAUUUGCCGCAAUUCGGAGGGCAGAUAUGGGUAUGUUCUAGUGGAACAUUUGAACUUCAGACAGUACUAACUGCCCCAAGAGCUGCUAUCCCCCGGAGCAUCCCUGAAGGUCUCUUUUGUGCUUCCUGCAUCCAUGACAGUUGGUCAACUGUGGAGAGCUGAGUGAAUGUAAACAAAGCUUUAUUUUUUACACUUACACUGUUAAAUAUGCAAUAAAUGUGUCUUUUGUCUGCUGUUGAAAGCAUGUCUUCAAUGAUUA
Phalacrocorax carbo (great cormorant) is the source of this 2562-nucleotide messenger RNA. The record is from RefSeq and is a predicted model, not a curated record. Lineage: Eukaryota; Metazoa; Chordata; Aves; Suliformes; Phalacrocoracidae.